Molecule: messenger RNA, 303 nt
Organism: Pyricularia pennisetigena
Lineage: Eukaryota; Fungi; Ascomycota; Sordariomycetes; Magnaporthales; Pyriculariaceae
Exons: 1
Source: RefSeq, a predicted model, not a curated record
AUGAAGUUCACCUCCACCAUCGCGGCCGUCGCCCUCGUCGCUGGCGUCUCUGCCCAGCAGGCCGUCGUGCGCAACAAGUGCCAGGAGACCGUCUACGUCCAGUCGUUCCCCUACGACGGCUCUGCCGCCGGCCCUCUCACCACCGUCAGGACCGGCGAGACCUUCGCCGAGGACUUCCGCAAGUCGGGCUCGACCGUCAAGGUCUCCAAGACCAGGACCCUGACCAGCCCUCUGUUCAUCGGCUACUCGUUCUCCUCGAACCCGGACUACGGCUACUACGAGCUGUCCAGCGAGUGGGGCAAC